AUGGAUCACAUAUCAACACUCUGUGCAUUAAGCACUCUCGGAAUAGCUCCUACCGGCCUCGCGCUCGGUCGCGCAGAACGGACACAGAGGCCUAGCCUCUUUCGGCGCAAGACUGUCGCUCAGGAUCUCCCCCAGUCGGUCCCUAACAACACCCAAAAGACGACAGAUGUUGCCCGGCCCAAGACCGCUAUCCCAUCCCGAAGUCCGGCCGCCGAGUGGCUUGCCGCAAAGGAAGAGGAAAUCUCUCAGGUAAGCCAGGGAGCGGAUCUGCCGAAAGCGCCAUUGUCAUUCAGCGGUGCGAGACGCCGCCGUCGGGGUCAAACCCUCACAAACCCGCCUUUGCGAAUUCCAGAACAUGAGUCGACGGACUCCUCGGCCGAAUCACACGUCCGGCGGCCAUCCACCGGUUGGCUGCGGCGGCUGUCGAUGGCCUCAUUCCAACCUGACAGCCCGACCGCAAGUAGUCCAGUAGCGCCCUCAUUCAAUGGAUCAGCAAGUCCCAUUUUUCCUCACUCGCCCCGCCAGCGAAGACCGCCGAACAAAUUAGUCAAGCGCCCGACCUCGCAGCAUACGAAUACGCACCCACUUGGCACGAACACCAUCUCUGGACCAUCACCGGCUGCGCUGCGCAGGCCUGCUACUAGUCACCAGAGGUCGGAGUCAAUGAUCCUCCGGACUCCAUUGACACCUGAUUUCGAUGCAUAUUUUCCAAAAGCUUCUGUCGAGGGUCCAGCGAUCGAAGAAUUCGAGCUCAAUAACCAGAAGCAUUGGACACCAUUUUUCUUUCCCAAGGUUGGCAAAUUAGCAGAGAGGCUUUCGCGCAGAUUCUCGACCACCACUGCGCCAAAGGUUCAGAGUGUACGCCAGGUUGGGUCUGACCAGCGCGCUCUUCCUGCGUUGGUUAUGGCUAAUGAGAUCUCACCCACAGCUUCUCCGCCCCGAGAAGACAGAUCAGUACCUCAUACCCCAAUUGAAUUCCGCAAUCCGUUCCAAACAGCCCUUUCUGAACCUGCUCCUGAGCAGCCAGUUGCCCCGGAACAGCGAGCAGUGAAACCGGGCCAUAAACAGUCAUACUCGGUCAACGAUGUUGAGCCGAAAAUUGUCAUGACAAAUACCGUCACCGCACACGGGACACCGAUUAUGGGACUCGUUCGCGGUGGCUCUCUGAAGCGAGUUAAGGGUAGGACCUUUGCAGUACCUCCUUCCGAACUCUCAAGUGAAGAACAGAAUGUUCUUAUUCCGAGUUCCCCGGAGCCUGAGCCACGGCGCAACAUUACUGAUCCAAGCGUGUUUCGCGCUCCGUACCCCAUUUCCCAGUCUGGUUGGGCUGAUUCGGCUUUGGAACGACGGUCUCAAGUUGGUCCCCGAUCGGUAUCGCAGGACUAUAACGUUGGCUUGGGAUCUCGGGCUGGUUCACGUCAAAUGACCUCGGACGCGGUCGCCCUGUCGGCCUGGCAGCGAGCAUCUCGUCCUGGUGGUCGAGUUCAUGGUUCUCUUCGUCGCCGCCCCAAGGGAUUUUCGAUUUCAGGUUCGGAUCCGGCUUCCACCGUCAUUGGUUCCGAUGACACGCGGGUCUUUACGUCGUGCGAUGGAUAUGAGACGGAUGUGAUUUCGGACUAUUGGGACUCUGUCCGCACACGUGAGACCAAUCGCAGUGGACUCAAGGGGCUGCGGAUUGAGACGAUGUUUGAUAAAGCAGGUGCGAAUUUGGUGAACGAGGAAGCCACGACCUUGGAGUCUCUCCUCCCGCGGGGUUCCUUCGCCGCUCGGUCUUUGAACAAGGACCCCCAAUUAUUUACUGAUCCGCUUCUGUCUUCCCCUCCUUUGGUGCAAACAUCCAAGGUUGGAAAUCCGUUCCAUGCUGAUGUGGCUGACGAUGAUGCUCUCAGCAUGAUUCGAGCGCUUCCUGGCGAUGAUCGUGAUUGUUUUUCAUCUUCUCUGACGCAUUCAUUGGCCAAAUUUGCUGAGCAGCCCGAGUCGCGUCUCGACUCACCCAAGGAUAUGGCUGGAUCGUUUGUGGGCGAGUUGGAUUGGGAUGUCAACAAAAAGACAAACAUCUUUGACUGGUCCGAACAAGCACACCCUAACCGCGAAUCAUCGGACUGUGAGACGCGCCCUCGGACCAUGCAUGGGAAACAAGAGGGUGUUGUUGAUAGGAACAGUCGGGCUGUUUGCCGGAAAGCACCAUCCACCGUCCAUCUUAGGAGCCAAAGCGUGCCAGUUGCCAGUGAACAUCCCAUCAACGAAUCGCGUCAAACUUCUGGCAAGUUCGGUACGUGGGGCUUGGGCAGUAAGGGUGUCAGUGAAGAUUGGGAUAGCGAUUUUGACUUUGACGAGUCGGAUGAAACAGCUGUCGCCGAAAAUCAACCACUUAUUGAGCCUGAUCUUAACCGCCAGAGCAUGACUGUUCCCAAAGCCAUUCUGGAGCGCCAAGCGAGUCUUCGUGGUCAAUUUGGACAGGUUCAGGAAUUAACGCUGCUUGUGGAGGAAUUGAAACGUCUUCGGCAUCAAGCAAAUGUCCUAGGUGUUGUCAACGGAUCUUCCAGUGAACUGUGGGCAGAAGCAGAGCAGAUUGUGAACCUUGCUACCAUUGACGAUGAAGAGGAGCGUCGCUCGCCGCCAGGAUCUCCAUCGUCUCUCACUUUCAGUUUUGAUGAAUCCGACGAUGACUGUCUUAAUGCAUCAAAGCGCAACAGUGAAGUUUCAUGGGAGGUGCCGCGCGAAAAAGUUGAACCCACGUUGCCCCUCGCUCAGCUUGCAAAGGACUCCCCAAAGUCCAAAUCUGUACUUGAUAUUCUCCAACCUCGUGAUCAACAAAAGCCUUCGGCUCUGAAUGAGUUGGAAUUAGCGUCACGUGCAAAGAAACUUCCAUUUGAUACUUCCUCGUUGAAGAAUUUGGUUUCUCGUGCAGGUGUGGUGACGCGUGCGUUGAAGGAAGUUAUUCGCAAAGCAGACGGGGUAGCAACCAGCCCUCAGGACUUCCCUCAAGACCCGCCAUUCCGACGUAUUUUCGACAAACCAUCUCACGAUGAUAUUGCCAGUUUUGAAGCAGCACUGGCUGACAUGUCCUAA
Penicillium concentricum is the source of this 3072-nucleotide messenger RNA. RefSeq lists its product as uncharacterized. Gene Ontology annotation, molecular function: GTPase activator activity. The transcript is spliced from 2 exons. The record is from RefSeq and is a predicted model, not a curated record. Lineage: Eukaryota; Fungi; Ascomycota; Eurotiomycetes; Eurotiales; Aspergillaceae. Gene Ontology annotation, biological process: regulation of mitotic cytokinesis. The coding region runs from base 1 to 3072 and encodes 1023 amino acids.